AUGGGGACGGGGUGGAGAUCAUUGCCUCAAAGGGGGUAUGGGGAGGGUACGGGAAACAUAGUCCAAAAUUUAACACCUUUGGAAAAACCUACAGCACAUCUGUUCCAGUUAAAAGACAGUGGAAAACUGAAGAGUCUUAGUGAAUUGUUGGUUCAUGAAGUCGAAUUAUUGCACGGUAUUCGUGGCCAGCUUGAGCAAAUACGAACGAAGCUUAGGCGUCUGCAGUGUAUAUCCAAAAUUGCAGAUGCCAGACAAGAUGAAGAUGAGAGGAUCCAUAAUUGGGUUGCAGACACCAGGGAAGUUGCUUAUGAUGCAGAAGAUUGUCUUGAAUUAUUUUUUGUUGAAAUUGCAUCGAGAAAGGAACACAAUGUUUUUAGAAGAUCUGCUUUUCUUUUGAAGGAAGUUAAAUCCUUACACCAUCUUUCGCCAAAAAUCCUGGAUAUUGAAACAAGGAUCUCUGAUCUGGAAAAGGAUUUGCGGGUUAGUCAUAUAAGCUCUAUAUUUCAAGGAGAAAAUUCAAGUCCUCGUUCUGAGAGACGCCAACAGCUAAGAAGAUCUUAUUCUCAUCAUGAAGAGGAUUUUGUUGGAUUGGAAGAAGAUGUAGAGAAAUUGGUAGCAGAAUUGGUGAAGGAAGAUGGUGGUAUUGGUAAAUGUUAUCAUGUCGUCUCCAUUGUCGGCAUGGGUGGCAUAGGAAAGACUGCGUUGGCCAGAAAGGUUUAUUAUCAUGCUGAUGUUCAGAGUCACUUUCACGCAGUCGCCUGGGCUUGCAUAUCUCGUCAAUGGCAUCCAGGAGAUGUUCUGCAAAGGAUCCUUAAUAAACUUGUACCAGAAAGGAGGGAACAAAUUAACGCGAUAAAAGAUAUUACAGAGCUUGUCAGGGAGCUUUUCGAAGUUCAGAAAAGGAAAAAAUGUCUGGUUGUACUUGAUGAUAUUUGGGAAAAGGAUGUCUGGCGUAGCCUCAGAUCUGCCUUUCCCAACAGGAAGCUGGAUAGCAGAGUAAUUGUCACAACUCGUAACAAAGAAAUCGCAAGAGACAUUGAUACAGAUACAACAUGUUUUCUCUAUGAACAAAGAUUCUUGAAUGAGAAAGAGAGUUGGAAGCUCCUUCGGAAGAAAGCUUUUGCUGGUACAAAUAUUGCAGGUAAACCUGUCUUUAAAUGUGAGGAUGAAGAUGCACGAUCAAGCACGUCUAGUACAGAGAGCUUCCAUUCAUGCUUAAGUGAAAACGAAGAGGAUGAAGCCAUGGUUAAACCCAAGAUGCGAUGUUCUGAUGAUGGUAUUCAAGAAAUGGAGAAACUUGGAAAGGAGAUGGUUGGACAGUGUAGAGGAUUGCCGUUAGCCAUCAGAAAAUAG
Messenger RNA from Olea europaea var. sylvestris, 1353 nucleotides. Its product is annotated as putative disease resistance protein At1g50180. Gene Ontology annotation, molecular function: ADP binding. Gene Ontology annotation, biological process: defense response to other organism. NCBI's taxonomy places the organism in Eukaryota, Viridiplantae, Streptophyta, Magnoliopsida, Lamiales, Oleaceae. The transcript has 5 exons. The coding region runs from base 1 to 1353 and encodes 450 amino acids. The record is from RefSeq and is a predicted model, not a curated record.